AUGACUGAUUUGGGCUGUAAGAAACACAGUGAUUGCACCAUCUCCAGGCUGCUCAAUGUGGUGGAAAAUGAACUUCUGGCUGGCAGAGACAAAGGAGACCCUACUGAGAAACAACUCCAGGUUAUCUUGGAAGACUCUGCCCUGUGGCAGAGGUUCAGAGAAGUUACAAAUGAGAUGAUUGUCACCAAGAAUGGCAGCAACAGUAUCUUUUAGCAAAGUGAAACUUACCAAUAAACUAAAUGGAAAUGGGCAGAUUAUGUUGAAUUCCCUACAUAAAUAUGAGCCUCAAGUUCAUAUUGUUCGAGUAGGAGGCCCACAUAGGAUGGUAAUGAAUUGUUCUUUCCCUGAAACUCAGUUCAUUGCUGUGACUGCCUACCAGAACGAAGAGAUUACAGCUCUCAAAAUCAAAUACAACCCUUUUGCCAAGGCAUUUCUGGAUGCAAAAGAAAGAAACCAGUCCAAGGACGCUCCAGAUAUUGUCUCUGAAAGUCAACACAUGACAUAUUCUCACUUGGGUGGUUGGUUGAUUUCCAAUCCUGAUGCUGUCUGUGCAGCAGGAACUUCCAAUUAUCCAUACACGGGGAGUUUUUCUCUGCCUGCUCCACAUUCUCAUCAUGGCUGUGAACAUUAUUCAGCUCUACGAGGUCACAGAGCCGUUCCAUAUCCUGCUUCGUACAUGCAAAAAAAUAAUUAUCCAGUGAAUCUGGCAGAAAAUGCCAACAGUGAUUUCCAAGUGUCCCCAAACCAUGAAGGUUGGCCUACAGGACCCUCCAGUCACCACAGCAACCUGCUCCCAGUGCCACACAAUAGUGGUACUACUGCUCCAGGGCCCAGUCACUAUCCUUGCCUCUGGACUGUCAGUAACAAUGCUGUCAACGUUUCUAAUCUGGCAAGUGAUGUAAGCAGCAGUUCCCCAUUUCUGCGAAGCAGCAUUGCGUUGCCUGCCACAUCCUCAUCUGGUUUAUCAGGCACAGUUGCCAGCAACAUGGACACACAAUUGGAACCUGCUUUCUCCAGAUUAACUGAUUCAACCUGGACACCUGCCACCUCUCGUUCUUUCUAGUGGGCUGUGGGAAGGAGCACAUGAUCACCCGACAACAGAACUGGAGGCUGCCAUAGCAUAGGAAAAAGCCACAUCUAAUAAGAAAUUCUGGUUUUGCACUAUCUGUUCUUUUUGUUAAUGAAGGAAUUAAUCAAUUAUUAUAACAUUAUUCCUCAAGAAUGCAUAGUAAUAGAUAAAGCAAGCAUGACUUGGUGAAGUCUUCAAGUUCAUUUCACUCCUUAUAAUACCGUAUAGAAAAAAAAUAUUCUUUGUGGCACAACAUGUUGCUUUGAGAUUAAGAGUGCAAAAAGAUCAUUUAUGUUCCAGAUGAAAUUGGAAAACCACAGAGACUGAUAGCCCUAUUUGUUAUAGCAGAUAUACUAAGA
Messenger RNA from Thamnophis sirtalis, 1428 nucleotides. The record is from RefSeq and is a predicted model, not a curated record. Lineage: Eukaryota; Metazoa; Chordata; Lepidosauria; Squamata; Natricidae.